AUGGAGGGUACGGUAAGCAUCCUACGGCGCUCCAUCUCCAGGAAGUCAUUCCGAGCGCUUAGCGAAUCCUCUUCCAAACCCAAACCCCAGGACGACGAGAUGGCAGUCGCUUUCCGAGACUCGUGGUUUGACAACAAUCACAGCUUGUUCCCGAGGCACAGGGAGGGCCCGAGUCGACCGAGCCUCUUUGACGAUGAUUAUUGGGACUCGCUGUGGGCUCGUGAUGACUGGCUCGACCGGAUGGAGGACUGGCCUAGGGACUGGCCGAGACCGCGCGAGAUGAUGAGCCGAGCUGAUCGGAGUAUGGAAGAGUAUGUUCAGUUCUUCCGCGACAACGAGCGCCUCGAGGAUUGGCCGAGGGACUGGCCGAGGAUGGACGCCGUCAUGCCAAAGUUCACCUCCCAUCUCGACCGUCUAGACAACAACUGGCGCCAGGAUCCAUUUUGGAAGGACCUGUACCCUAACUGGGCGCAGCCGCUUUUCAAGGAAGGCAUCGAUGUCAACUCCUCGAUCACGAAUGAUGAUCGCCGCUUCGCGGUGGCCAUCGACUGCUACCAGUUCAGACCGGAGGAGAUCCAGGUAAAAACGCUGGAUGAUACUCUCCUCGUCGAGGGCCGUCAUGAAGAGGCACGAGACCGUGACAACUUCACGAAGAUGUAUUUCGUUCGGAAAUACCAACUGCCCAACGACAUUGACCCGCAGGAGAUCAGCAGCAAUAUUGAUUCAGGGUGGGUCGAAAAGGAUGCUCUAAAACCUCAAAAUCGCACAGAUUUGGAAAGUACAGAGAAGAAUCGCGUUGCUCAAUGUGGACUGCGCAAGGGCCGACUCACCGUCGAGGCCGCCAAGCGCCCCCAAGCCCUGACCGGCCGCGAACGCCUGGUCCCGAUCGAGGGAUCGAGUAAGUAUCGCAGCACCAGCCGCUCGCGCCACGACUCGGGAUUCAGUAACGGUCUCUCCCCGUCUUCUGGCGCCCGGAACUACUCUCCAGUGCAAAUUGACACUAGUUCACACCUUGGGCGUCAUCACGAGGAGGAUCGCUACCGUAAUGAGUACCGCUCGUCGUCGCGUCAGGAGUAUAACGGCGGUAGCGGUGGCUAUGGAGGCCGCACGGUUGAGGUCCCGAUCCAUCGUGAAGGGGUGGCUAACCGUCAGUAUGGUGAUUCGCUCCUGUACCGUGAUGCUGAACUGGCUGACCGUGCCGCCGGAAACCAACACUCUGAGAGCUAUUAUCGCCAUGAGAGUCGCAACAAUUUGAGCCCGCAUCAGGUCACCGCCUCCAACGAGAACCGCGCCUACACUAAUGGCGGCGGCGCCCGCCGCACCUCCUUCGACACGAAUGGAUUCCGUUCGCAUUCGGCAUCUCGCGGAGCGGCCGAAUCGCAGCGCCACGAGUCUUCGUAUCAGAGCGGAUACCAGGGCGGAUACCAGAAUGGGUACCACCACGAUAGCAGCAGCUCUCGAAAUGGUGGAUACCGCGUCGACUCACCCGCCUCCACCUCCACCGGCAUCCUGAAACGCACUGAGGAUCUUCCGCCCAGAUCCGAAUCCCGUUCCGAGUCCGUCCGCUCCGUCAAAAUUGUCCGCACCUACAAC
Molecule: messenger RNA, 1593 nt
Organism: Mesorhabditis spiculigera
Lineage: Eukaryota; Metazoa; Nematoda; Chromadorea; Rhabditida; Rhabditidae
Source: the annotation of a GenBank genome assembly